Messenger RNA from Lycium ferocissimum, 1122 nucleotides. Its product is annotated as heavy metal-associated isoprenylated plant protein 36-like. The transcript has 3 exons. The record is from RefSeq and is a predicted model, not a curated record. Gene Ontology annotation, molecular function: metal ion binding. NCBI's taxonomy places the organism in Eukaryota, Viridiplantae, Streptophyta, Magnoliopsida, Solanales, Solanaceae. The coding region runs from base 110 to 1039 and encodes 309 amino acids.
CUUAAUUCUUUCCUCCCUUUGACUCUCAUCCCUUAAAAUUCUCUUCAUCAUCAAUACUACUUUUUAAAAGAAAACAAUCUCUCUAUAUUUUCUAUCUCCUUCCUAUCUUAUGGCCUCCUCUCAACCUGAAGAACAACCACUUCAGCUUCCUCCCCUUCACUACACGACAUGGGUUUUGAAAGUUUCCAUCCAUUGUCCAGGCUGCAGGAGAAAAGUCAAGAAACUCUUACAAAGCAUCGAAGGUGUUUAUACAACAUAUAUUGAUCCAAAGCAACAGAAAGUCAUAGUGACUGGAAAUGUUGAAGCUGAGACUUUGAUAAAGAAGCUAGUGAAGAAUAGAAGGAGUGCUGAGUUGUGGCCAGAACCGAAGUCUAUAUUAAAAGAGAAGAAACCAACCAGCGACGAUGAUGAUGAACCUGAAGAUGAUGAGGCUAAUAAUAAUGAAAAAACAGCUGAAAAUACCGAAGCAAACAUGAAAAAUAAUGGUCCUCAAAGACAUGGUGUGAGAUUUGGUGGUGUUGAGACUAUUACUAUGGAUGUCAACGAAGUGAGACCAGACCAAACUGUCGCGGUUGAGAGGUUCCCGCCAUCAGGGCAAAAGCCCGGUGGUGGUGGCGGUGGUGGUGGUGGCAGCGGAGGUGCUAAGAAGAAGAAGAAAAAGAAAAAGAAAAAAAGUGGGAAUAAUAAUAAUAGUGGAAAUGCGAGUGCAGGGUCUAAUGGUGCACCGUCAAGCAGUGAAUCAGAAGUCGCGAAAAUGGGUCCCAAUCAAAUGAUGGAUCAAGCGAAUCAAGGCCAUUCAUUUCACCAAAAUCCUUAUUCGAACCAGUAUGAUCAGAAUCCACCUACUUAUUAUGCUCCUCAGCAGACUUGUGUGAUGAGUUACAAUGCGGCACAUCCUACUGUAAGCAGUGCAAUGCCAUAUUACUAUGUUCCAUCGUCACCGUAUAUGCAGUCCAAUAUUUAUUCCAAGCAAUCAACACCGUUGGAUUCUUUUGAGAUCUUGAGUGAUGAGAACCCUCAUGCCUGCUAUAUCAUGUGAUUAUCACGCAGAACAAUAAUGUGGUUUUGUAUAUUAAGAUCGUCUGAGAAUUUUGGCAGGAAAUAGAGUUUUAUUUGCAGUUG